Molecule: messenger RNA, 1556 nt
Organism: Siniperca chuatsi (mandarin fish)
Lineage: Eukaryota; Metazoa; Chordata; Actinopteri; Centrarchiformes; Sinipercidae
Gene: dnajb1b
Product: DnaJ heat shock protein family (Hsp40) member B1b
Exons: 3
Coding region: 185-1225 (346 amino acids)
Cellular component (GO): cytosol
Molecular function (GO): Hsp70 protein binding; transcription corepressor activity
Source: RefSeq, a predicted model, not a curated record
GCGUGUCCUCGCGGGCUGUCACCGUUGAGGCUGUUCGGGCUGGUUAUGGAAAACUCUGGAAGUUUCCGCGCUGUUUAUAAAGAAAAUAUUCGGGGCGCAGCGCUCUGAGUUGAGACAGAGGACGUGCCACUUAAGUUCAUAUACAGCCGUUUCCGUUUACUAAAGAGGCUGCCGGAUUGUCAGAAUGGGUAAAGACUACUACGACAUUUUGGGAAUUAAAAGAGGAGCGUCGGAGGAUGAUAUAAAGAAAGCUUAUCGUAAGCAGGCUCUGCGCUAUCACCCCGACAAAAACAAGUCACCGGGAGCCGAGGAGAAAUUUAAAGAAAUCGCUGAGGCUUACGACGUUUUGAGCGACCCAAAGAAAAAGGACAUCUACGACCGUUAUGGUGAAGAAGGUCUGAAAGGCGGGGGCCCCUCAGGUGGUGGUGGUCCUGGCACCUUCAGCUACAGCUUCCAGGGCGACCCUCAUGUCAUCUUUGAAGAGUUCUUCGGUGGACGGAACCCCUUCGGACAGUUCUUUGGUGCCCGCAAUGGAGGCAUGGAUGAGGACAUGGACACUGACGACCCCUUUGCCCGCUUUGGGAUGGGCGGCGGUGGAAUGGGCGGCGGGUUCCCUCGCUCCUUCAGCACUGGUAUGGGAGGAAUGGGCGGUCACAGUAGCGUUGUAAAGAAGCACCAAGACCCCCCUGUGGUUCACGAUCUCCAGGUGACGUUGGAGGAAGUUCUGUCAGGUUGCACAAAGAAAAUGAAGAUCUCUCGUAAAAGGCUGAACCCCGACGGGCGAACGAUAAGGACAGAAGAUAAAAUCCUGGAGGUGCAGAUAAAGAAGGGGUGGAAAGAGGGCACGAAAAUCACAUUUCCCAAAGAGGGGGACGAGACUCCCACAAACAUUCCAGCUGACGUGGUCUUUGUGUUGAAGGACAAGACACAUCCGGUUUUCAAACGUGAGGGCUCUGAUAUCGUUUACACAGCAAAGAUCUCACUCAGAGAUGCCUUGUGUGGCUGCACAGUCAAUGCACCCACACUGGAAGGCAGAACGGUGACGGUGUCGACCACAGAUAUCGUGCAGCCAGGGAUGAAGCGACGCGUCAGUGGCGAGGGGCUGCCUUAUCCCAAGCGCCCCGAUCGUCGAGGUGACCUAAUAGUGGAGUAUGAAGUCAAGUUCCCAGAAAGGCUCAGCCAGAGCGCCCGGGACACCAUCGCUCAGGUCCUCCCGCGAUCUUAAACAAGACCAACGGACCGCCAGGUCUUUAGAAUUAUCACACUAAACUGCCAACUAUUUUGCCAACAUCAGACAAUAAAGGACAGACUCAUGGGACAGAUUGCUCUGUGUGUACACUGUAACCAUAGUGUAAAAACCACCUUGGGAAGAUUCUUACCAUGAAUGACUGCAGCAUUUCACAGGCUAGAAUGUAAAUAUAACAGACAUUGUUUGGUGAUUGGUUUACUAAAUAAGAAUAUAUUUUGAUGAAUAUAACUGUAUUAUAAUAUAUAAAAUAUAUGUGCUCUAUUCUGUGGGAACUGUUUUGUUGGUAAUAAAGGUUCUCUGAGAAAGA